AAACUGGCUAUAUAUCAUAGAAGGGGAGUCCCCGUAUUCCAGAACGAGGCAAACGGAAAAUAGAUGGUGGAAAUUCCAUGUUUUACAACCAGCAGACCAUUUUCGUAUUUGUCACGGUCAUAUCUGUUUGCUUACGACUUGUCAAGACGGAAAGAGGGAACAUGUCUUCAAAAAAAAGUAAAGAGUAUGAAUUCCCUGACACCUUAGCUGAUUUUGGGUAUGGCUUCAAUGAUGAGGGACAGUUGCGCCACCUGGAGACUAAGGAAGCAUACCAGUUCCAGGUUAGGGAAGAUGAUCUGGAGUAUAACCAGAAACACUAUGAGGCAAUAGGAGAGAUCAUCACAGAAAAUGUAUACAGUAUGCUAGAAAAGGACUGUGAACUACAGAAACUCGAACUCCCAAAAGAUGCUGAAGAAAAUGAGCCGAAGACCUUUUUCUUUAUGUCCGAUGAUGUGAUGACUGCCAAACGACUGAUGAUUCUGAUCCAUGGGUCUGGGGCUGUGAGGGCAGGGCAGUGGGCCAGAAAGUAAGAUCUUAUAUACAUC
Messenger RNA from Mizuhopecten yessoensis (Yesso scallop), 545 nucleotides. RefSeq names its product protein FAM172A-like. The transcript has 6 exons. Gene Ontology annotation, molecular function: siRNA binding. Gene Ontology annotation, cellular component: nucleus. The record is from RefSeq and is a predicted model, not a curated record. NCBI's taxonomy places the organism in Eukaryota, Metazoa, Mollusca, Bivalvia, Pectinida, Pectinidae. The coding region runs from base 78 to 530 and encodes 150 amino acids. Gene Ontology annotation, biological process: regulatory ncRNA-mediated heterochromatin formation.